Molecule: messenger RNA, 906 nt
Organism: Yamadazyma jaroonii
Lineage: Eukaryota; Fungi; Ascomycota; Pichiomycetes; Serinales; Debaryomycetaceae
Source: the annotation of a GenBank genome assembly
AUGCACAGAACUUAUUCAUUAAGAAGUCAAAGAGCUCCAACUGCUGCUCAAAUUCAAAGUCCUCCACCACCACCAUCAUCAACCAAAUCUAAAUUCUUUGGUAAGGGUUCAAUCUCCCAUAGUUUUAGAAAAUCUGCUGCCGGUGCUAUGGGACCUGAAUUAGCUAGAAAAUUAGCUCAAUUGAUUAAAAUGGAAAAGAAUUUAAUGAGAUCCAUUGAAAUCACUGCCAGUGAAAGAAAAGAAGUUGCUAAACAAUUAUCAGUUUGGGGUGAAGUUAAUGAUGAUGAUAUUAGUGACAUUACUGAUAAAUUAGGGGUUUUAAUCUUCGAAAUUGGUGAAUUAGAAGAUCAAUUCAUUGACAGAUAUGAUCAAUAUAGAAUUACCUUAAAAUCUAUCAGAGAUAUUGAAGGUUCAGUUCAACCAUCAAGAGAAAGAAAACAAAAAAUCACUGAUAACAUUGCUUACUUAAAAUAUAAAGACCCUCAAAGUCCAAAAAUUAAUGUUUUAGAACAAGAAUUAGUUAGAGCUGAAGCUGAAAGUUUAGUUGCUGAAGCUCAAUUAUCUAAUAUUACUAGAGAAAAAUUGAAAACUGCUUUUAACUAUCAAUUUGAUUCUAUCAGAGAACAUGCUGAAAAAAUUGCUUUAAUUGCUGGUUACGGUAAAGCUUUAUUAGAAUUAUUAGAUGAAAGUCCUGUUACUCCUGGUGAAACAAGACCUGCCUACGAUGGUUACGAAGCUUCUAAACAAAUUAUUAUUGAUGCUGAAAAUGCUUUAGCUUCAUGGACUUUCGAUUCUGCUGUUGUUAGACCAACUUUAUCUUUAGCUGCUGGUGAAGAAUACGAUGUUGAUGAUUUAGCUGAAGAUACUGAAGAUAUGCAAGUUGCUGAAAAGGAAUUUGCUUCAUAA